GAGGACCUAGCAAUGAGCAAGACAAUCUGCGAGAAGACAUCUGAGAGAAGGAUGGUUUAUUUUUCAUUAUUAAGACUGUGUCUUCUAUCUCUCACACAAGCAGCAGCUGGACAGUCAUUUGAUCAUUUGUGGAUGUUUGCCUUACUAGGAGAUGAUGUUACUUUGCCAUGUGGCAUACCCUCUAUUAAAUCCUGCUCCUCUGUUAACUGGAACAUGGCUGAAGAGUUUCAGUGGAUCACGGAGGUCGUGAAGGCUGGAAAGGUGACAGCUCCAGGUCUGACCGGCCUCAGGCUAGGCCUGCUUAAGGACUGCUCUCUGAAGAUUAAUCAUCUGGAGCUCAAUGAUGCAAGACUUUACUCUUGUGACAGUGGCAAGCUCAAUUCAACUGUUUCACUUCAUAUUCUUGAAGUUACUGAGAGUUCCACUCCUGCGGAGGACACAAUAGAGCUUCACUGUUUCCUCAAUAGCUAUAAAGGACUUGCCCAUUGUAACAACAAGGGGAUGCGUAUCAAGUGGAGCACAGGAGACAAUACACCUUUAAAUGGGAACAGAUUUAAAUUUGAAAAUCCCUCUGAAUGCUUCUCAAAACUGAUCAUCACUAAAAAACUGACAGACCAUCACAGAAAAUGGAAAUGCCAACUGACUCAGAAUGACACAGUUAAAGCUACCAUCAGUUACACAACAACAAUAAAAGAUGGAAUAGAGGAAGUGUUCGCUGCAGUGGGUGAGUCAGUGUCACUCUCUUGUAGCAACACUUCCUCUCUUGGUGUGAGUGGCAGAGUGAAGUGGGCCAUAGGAGAAAGGACAGAUGAUAUGUCACCUCGUAAAGGUCAAAUGGAGACAUUUCAUGUCAAUGAAGAUUCAUCACUGGUCAUAAGCAAAGUGAGUGCUCUGCAUGCUGGGGACUACCAAUGUUCAGACUCCACUGAUCAGCAAAAGGUGUUUAAUAAAAUAAGGCUGCAUACCCUGGAUGUUACUUCAGAGCGUGGGCCGGGUGAUGAUAAUCUCACUUUGACUUGUGUGCUUACCUGCACUAAGGAAUGUGGAAAAGACUUAAAUUUGACGUGGUCUGGAGGAAGCCAAAAUAGCUGGCAGAGUGGUUUAAUGAAUGUCAAGAACUCUCUUAUAAACAGGCUGUUCCUCCCAGUUUCGGCAAUGACAUCCGAUGAAUUAAUUUGCUUUGUGCAUAGAGAGAGUGAUGUGAUGGCAUCAAAGAAGUGGCACACUGGUAACCCUCUGCAAACCCCUGCUUGGGUAGCCCUUCCUCUUGCAAUCGUGAUAUGCAUAGCUGCUGGGGGACUUUACAUGUUCAACAAGAGGAAGCAACACAAGGAUGCAGGUAGUGAAUGUGGGAAUGAACAGUCAAGUAUUGGAAUGACUCAUGUUUACGAGGUUAUUCAGGAUACAAAUAAUGAGGAACUACAACAACAAAGACGAACCAAAAGAGGAGCUGUCCCCACCACUGACAGUUUCUAUGAUUUAUUACAAGCUGUGAACUAAAUAAAAGUUUCUUUCCACUUUGAUUUCAACCAGUAAUACAUUAAAAAGUUUCAAAGGUAAUAUUUUCUUGUAACAGUAGAUCAGUGUUUAUGACUCCUCAUUCAUGACCAUUCAUCAUCCUAUAGAUAUUUAUUCAAAUUGGUUAAAACAUUUUAUAGAAUGAUUACACUGUGACACAAUUAUAUUUCUUUUAAAUAAUAAUGUUGAUUAGAUGCUGAUGAACACAAGCAUUGUAAUAA
This is a messenger RNA of Anoplopoma fimbria (sablefish), 1739 nucleotides long. RefSeq lists its product as uncharacterized. Gene Ontology annotation, cellular component: external side of plasma membrane; membrane raft. NCBI's taxonomy places the organism in Eukaryota, Metazoa, Chordata, Actinopteri, Perciformes, Anoplopomatidae. Gene Ontology annotation, biological process: positive regulation of ERK1 and ERK2 cascade; interleukin-15-mediated signaling pathway; T cell activation. The coding region runs from base 13 to 1500 and encodes 495 amino acids. The transcript is spliced from 8 exons. Gene Ontology annotation, molecular function: MHC class II protein binding; protein tyrosine kinase binding. The record is from RefSeq and is a predicted model, not a curated record.